CAUUACAGGAGGCUUGUGUUUGACAGGCAGUAAUGUCUGUCACUGCUCCUCCUCUUUAACAUCUCUGAGUUUGUAAACCUUUUUCUUCUCUGACUCUGUCUCUCUCUGUCACUCAUACACAGUCAUUUCAGUGUCCAGAAAGAAACUAAUAUAAACUGAGACAGUGAAGGUGUUUCUCUGUUCAUCAGAGGCUUCAUCAGCUCUACUGAGUGAACAUCUGUGGGAGGUGAAAAUAAGUGGUGGUAGGAGAAUAUGACAAAAACAGUGCUGUGGCACAUGAACUGUUUAUGCACAUGUGAACGUGCAGCAGGUUUAAAAUUGUUUGUAAAUAUAUUUAAAAUUACUGAAGACAUGAUUAUCUAUAAUUACAACUUAAGCAACUAUGUUAUACAGUAGAAUAGGACUGGUCUCAUACCAAGUACCUUUUUAACUUUGAAUUAGUAGAUGAAUAUAGAAAGACAAGGAGUAUCUGUAACUCAUAAAGUAGAAAGGAAGAACAGUUGUUCUUUGGUCAUUUCAGUGUUCAGUCUUCUUCUUCCUCUCCAGAUCUUUAUCUUCCUUCUUUGGUCCUGGCUGGCAGCAGCGUCCUCCUCCACUCACCUUCCCUCCUCCUCUGGUCAUUUUCCACCUCAUGGUGGCUAUACUUUUGAUGAAAGUCUUCAGUGGAAACAGUCUGACCUGUCAUCCAGCAGAGUAUCAGACAGGGAAUGAAUGCUGUCACAAGUGUCCACCUGGAAGUCGUGUUAAAACAGAUUGCACAGAGUUCAGAAGUACGUCCUGUCUGCCCUGCUUAGAGGGAACCUACAUGAAUCAACCUACUGGACUUAAAGACUGUUUUCCCUGCACAAACUGUAACACAGAUCCUGGUCUGAAGAUAAAGACUUCAUGUACAUCAACAUCAGAUACAGUUUGUGAACCACUGGAAGGAUUCUACUGUAUGGACGUCAAAGACAAAGGCUGUGAGGCAGCACAGAGACACAGACACUGUGAACCAGGACAAUACAUCAGUAAAAAAGGAACAGCCUCCACAGACACUGAGUGCUCUGACUGCACUGAUGGAACAUUUUCAAAUGGGACAUUUACAUCUUGUCAGCCACACACACAAUGUGAAUCAGUAAACCUUCAGAUGAUCAGACCAGGAACUGCUACAACUGAUGUUGAAUGUGGACACAGUUCAAAAAUACCAGCAAUUGUGAUUGUUGUUAUUGUAGUAUCUUUGUUAUUAAUAGCAGAUGUAGUCGUAUUCAUAUUGAUAAAGAAGAGAAAAUGUCUAACAGGCCUUUUCAGCAAAAAGAGUGAGAACAGUCCCCCAGAGGUUCACCAACCUGAAGAAGCAAGACAAAUGGUUGAACAUCAACAGCAGCAGAGGUGAUGACAGUGACCAGCAGCAGGUGUUACAGCAGAGACUAAAGGAAGCUGGAAUGUGGAUCUUGUUGACUCGAGCUACAUGAAGCUCCUGCUGACAGUGAGUGUGUGUGUGUGUGUGAACACACAGACUUUACUGAUCUUUGCUGCUGGUCAGAGAUAGAUUCAUCCAGAGGGAGCUCCGAGUAGAGCUGCUCAUCUUUCACAUUGAAAGGAACCAGUUGAGGUGGUUCAGACAUCUGAUCAGGACGAGACUCUGCUGCCUUCCUUUGGAGAUUUUCCAGCCAUGUCCAACUGGUAGGAGACCCCGAGGUAGACCCAGAACUUUCUGGAUGGAUUACAGAUCCCAUCAGGCCUGGGAACGUCUCAGGAGGAGCUGGGAAACCUUGCUGGGGUGAGGGACGUCUGAUAAACCCUGCCUAACCUGUGGCACUGCUACCUGACCCCAGAUCAGCAGAAGAGGAUGAGGACAGUGUCCUUUACUGCAGCAUGAUGGGACAUCACUGCCAUCAGAGGACCAGUGAGGAACAUUAUAAUAAUCCUUCACAGUGGACAUUUUAAUUUGGGAAGGAUGAUGAACACAGUAUAUUUACUCACACUUGAGUUCAAGUUGUGUUUGUGAGUUAUGAAAUAUCAGUAACAAUAUGUUGUAUGAAUGCUGCAGGCUGACUGUCAGGUGUAAAUCAACUGGAAUCUAAUGAUCCCUGUAGAUGAUUCAAACAUUAAUAUGUUAAUAAUGUUCCAGUGUUUGUGCUGCACAGGUCCUUUGGACAAUUCUGUUGAAAUGACAGGAGCAACAGCUGAGAGUUAAACUGCAGCUUUCUAAAUGUGAGUUCACUGGUGAGGAACACGAUACAACAACAUGUCAUUUAAAGGUUUUAGUAGAGAAGGAGGUGUUGGAUGCUGAGGACAGAUGAGUGGAUGUGUAGGGCCGUAGUGAAGGAUGUCAUCUGUUAGACUGGUCUGGGAGGACGUACUGAAGAGCGGGUGGAGACAGACUGACUGUGGGGGUUCCAUCAUGACGUGACUCCACUCUGAUCACAGGAACUCAGUCGUGGGAGAAGAACGCAGCAGAAUAGGGAGGGAUGAGGGAAGGAGGGAUAAUGUGUAGGUUUGACAGGUGUUAGAGGUGGAGUUGAGGCGUGGCUCUGCUCCUUAAGGUAACUAGUUAAAUUCAUUUAGAGUGAAGGGUCCUGGGAGGUAUGACACAGCUGUAAGUUGUUUUCUGUUUGAAAUAGUGAUGUGUAGUUUGAAACAGUGUAGUCUAACUCUGGGACAUUUCCUGCAGACAUGUUGGAUUAAAACAAAAUGAGUCCUGGUCAAUGUUAAUUGGCUUCAACAUAAUCCACAGUGGAAGUGAAGGUUUAAAUAAUCAACUCAGCACAGACAGAAGAUGGACUUGUGUAAUAAUGGACUGGAGACCAAAUUCAAAUGAAUACAAAGUAGAUGGAUGUGUGGAAUGUAUUAAAUUAGUGACCAAUCAGAAAGAAGACAGGUGUUUGUUUCAUCAGGUUCAUGAAAAGACAAAGACUUCUAUCAGUCUGAUGAAGCUCUGAGCAAAACACACAGCUGAUGUCAGUGCUAUCAAAGAACAUUUGUUUUUAUGGGCUGAAUGUGUUGAAUGUACUGAAUGUGCUUUAUUUUUCAUGUUGCAGUUUCUUGUUCCUCCAGCUCUGCUCAUGCUGUAAAUGAAGCUUUUUCUCUUUUUAACUAAGUAAUAUACUGUAUGUUUCUUUACUCUGUGUCCUUCUGUAAACUCCAUGUACAGUUUUAUAUAAACAAGUGUAUUUUUGUAUCAUAUUUUACUAUAAAAGUGAGACAGUCUUUA
Molecule: messenger RNA, 3193 nt
Organism: Lates calcarifer (barramundi perch)
Lineage: Eukaryota; Metazoa; Chordata; Actinopteri; Centropomidae
Product: tumor necrosis factor receptor superfamily member 14
Exons: 9
Coding region: 632-1372 (246 amino acids)
Biological process (GO): apoptotic process; positive regulation of peptidyl-tyrosine phosphorylation; defense response to Gram-negative bacterium
Cellular component (GO): membrane; external side of plasma membrane
Molecular function (GO): protein binding; transmembrane signaling receptor activity
Source: RefSeq, a predicted model, not a curated record